Alosa sapidissima (American shad) is the source of this 2828-nucleotide messenger RNA. It is a transcript of the gene fam163aa, whose product is annotated as family with sequence similarity 163 member Aa. The record is from RefSeq and is a predicted model, not a curated record. Bases 810 to 1292 code for a protein of 160 amino acids. The transcript has 4 exons. NCBI's taxonomy places the organism in Eukaryota, Metazoa, Chordata, Actinopteri, Clupeiformes, Clupeidae.
UGUAACGUUUAAAGUUUGUUUAGCAUGUUUUACAGUAGGCUAGAGUAUUUGCAAUAUUUCUCCUCUUGUAAUAAUAUUGUCAAAAGAAAGGGAGCGUUUGUAGCCUACAUUCUAAGUGCAAGCAGAUAUGCAGGGGAGGUGCAAGGUGACUAAAACUAAUUUACAAAUCGCCUAAAUAUAGCUUGUCCUAUUCGUAUUGUAGUUGAGGUUGUUCUCUGGGAGACCAUGUGAAACGUGACGUAGCCGAAGCCGAUGUUUUAACUCCGGACACCUGCAGCAGGCGUAGGCUAUGAGGACUUCGUCCCCUGACCUCUGCCGGUCGUUGCCGCUGCUCAGACUGUUGCGUUUCCUUUAGCGCCCUACAGCGCUCCUGAGCCACUCUCUGCAUGGGUUGGAUACUGAGCCGCAAUCUGGGCUAUAACACCAACUCGCGCCUCUGCAAUCACAAAGAAAAUGCAACAUCAUUUCUCACACGACCAGCACAGCUGAGGGAGAAGGCAGACAUGCAGAGGCUCCAUUCAGUCGAGGCGCUGUGACCCAUGCCUGGUGCCUUCGGAGCUGCAGCUGUGCCCACAGGCCCCCUGGUGCCCUCCUGCCCCUCCUCUCCCGCUCUCCUGAUGUACUAAAAGCACACAUUGCUGAAUGUAAGUGAUUAUCAAUGACUUUUGGGUGUUUGGGGAUACAUUAAGGUGGCAAAUGGUUUGUUUUGGCUUAGCGUGAAAGACGUGUAAAAUCAGUUCUGCAUGUGUAAAUGUCUGCUGGCUCAUUUUCUGUAUUGGAUGUGCAGGGUUUGAUGGAGAUCUGGUCGGAUGACAGCUGGAACUGUUGUCAUAACUGGAGGAAUUCUCGCAACGGUGAUACUCCUGUGUAUCAUAGCAGUGCUGUGUUACUGUAGACUCCAGUAUUACUGCUGUAAGAGGAAUGACUCGGAAGUGGACGCAGGCUCUACCGGGGACCCUCAGCCACAGUUUGCCUGCAACGCGUGCAGCGCCCCCGGGGUGGACGGCUCGGCGGUCACGCCUCUCGCGCUGCCGUACGAGCCGGCGGCGGCGGCGCGGCUGCCGCAGCAUCAGUUGCCGCCGGCGCCCAAAUUCUGCCCGACGUGCUCGCCCUACUACAUGCGCUCCAUGGACGACCUGCGCAACGGCGGCGAGCGGAUGGCCUUCAUGCCUGCCCACUACGAGAACCCGGCCGCGUCUUUCUCCAUGUCCUCCCUGCACUCGGCGCCGCUGAGUAGCCGCUCCACCCCCGACUUCUACACCAACACCCGCGCCAUCAGCACCGACGUCUGAGCCGAGGCGGGAACACACCCAAUGGCAGGACACAAUACCCAACCACACCCCCCCACCCCACCCCCAAAAAAGAUCGGAAAAAAUGUAUUUUGCCACCCAUCAUGGCACAGGAAGGGAAAUUGACCUUAACAGGGGUCACCUGUGAAGGUCAUAUCUACUACAGGCCAUCCCCCCCACCGAUGCCAACCGUCCCAGUUCCCUCACGACUUGUCCUCGGUUCUCGGUUUUUGAUCCAGUUUUUCUCUCUCCUGUAAGCUUUCCCCUCUCUGCUGCCAACCUUUUCUCUUUUUCAUUCGACAGACAUGAACUGUGAGGGCUAUAUGCCGAGUGCUCUUUUCCCCUCUCACCUUCUCUGCGGUCUGUUUUACCCUCUUGUUAGUUGGAAAAAAGAAAGUUAAUAGAAAUAUGUACUCGUUGCUCGACUGGGAGAAUUGAUACUCUUACUUCUAAGGAUCACUGUGUUUUAUUUUCAUUUUGUAGAUCUGUAGCAAACAGAAAAAGAGUCAAACAAUUUUAAGGUUGUCUCUAUGCAAGUACUGUAUGCCAGAUAUUAAAAUGGAGAAGAGAACAAGACUUCCAAAAGACCCCUGUAAUGUAACAGAGGUUACUUCUCUGCGAACACAUACAAUGUGAGGGGCAGGGCAGAUUUGUACAUAUAAUUUACCUUUUUCGCGGCUGCUAUGUCUGAGUGAAAGUGGAUAUGAAUUGUAUUAUUAUGAAAUUACCUCUAUGAUUCUUUCCACAUUACCAGUUUGUUUUCCCAGGGGAACAUUGCCUCUUCAUUUUGAGACAGCAAAAUGUGCAAGUCCAGAAUUGUUAUUCACAGGUUUUGUUUCUAUGGCUGACUGGCUGUUCUAUUAAUUUACAUAAUGAGCAUUAUGUUAUGCAGUCACAUUAUCUCUUCUUUUUCAUUUCUCUCGAGUAGAGUGUGUCUUUUUAAACUGCAUUGUGUUUAGUGUUAAAUGAAUGAAAUAUCUGUUAAUUGUAUGUAUGGUUUCUAUCAAUGUACCACCUAUGAAUGUCCCAUUAUGUUCAUCUCCACAGUGCAUUUACCUUCCUAGUUUCUCCUGUGUUUUAUUCUGUUCCGUUUUGGACCCAACGUAUCCAUGAAAUAGUCUUUAUAAAUAUUAUCACACCUUCACCAGGACACAAAACUUCCCUGCUGUGUUAUAAAUGACUUUAAAUUGUUGAAUUAUUAAAUAUGUUGAAAUAAUAAUUAUAUAUACUGAAAUUAAAGUUUUUUCACUGUGUUCACCAAGUGUCGUGAAUAUUCACACUAAAGCAACAUAUAAAACCAAUUAUCAAUUCAAUUCUGUCAUGGGUUUUAUUCAGUCCAUAUCUACAUGAUUUUAUAUCCAUUAACAUUAGCAUUAAAAUUAUGUAAACUUACUUUCUAAUAUAAUGUGACCCAUAGCUUUACACUAUAGAAUGCAGCAAUUUACUGCAAAACACUUACGGCCUACAGCUUCCUCUCAAAAGUGAUUUUAAUGUCUUAGACCUAAAACAUUAUUUAAUUUGUCAUUUGAAAUUCCUCAA